Messenger RNA from Oncorhynchus kisutch (coho salmon), 1415 nucleotides. Its product is annotated as protein phosphatase 1 regulatory subunit 1A. The transcript is spliced from 8 exons. Lineage: Eukaryota; Metazoa; Chordata; Actinopteri; Salmoniformes; Salmonidae. The record is from RefSeq and is a predicted model, not a curated record. Bases 121 to 807 code for a protein of 228 amino acids. Gene Ontology annotation, cellular component: cytoplasm. Gene Ontology annotation, biological process: intracellular signal transduction. Gene Ontology annotation, molecular function: protein phosphatase inhibitor activity.
UCCCCUGGUUCUCCCUCCUCCUCUCUGUACUCCAUCUCCCCUGGUUCUCCCUCCUCCUUUCUGUACUCUGUGUCCUGGUUCUCCUCUUCUCUGUCUACUACUAUUACCGACAGCAGGACCAUGGAUACAGGAAGCCCCAGGAAGAUCCAGUUCACCAUGCCUCUCCUGGACUCACACCUGGACCCAGAGGCUGCUGAACAGAUCAGAAGACGGCGGCCCACACCUGCUACUCUGGUAGCAUCCAGUGACCAGUCUUCUCCAGAAAUUGAUGAAGACCGUCUUCCAAACCAGUUAUACAAGGCAGCCUUGAUGAACUCUCCCAGGCAGAGGAGGAAGGGAGCAAGAGCCACGCCCACUAUGAAAGAGUUACAGUUCAUGGUCGACCACCACCUGUAUCAACAGCAGCAGCAGCAGGGUGGAGGUGAUGAGUGUUCCUCAGAGAGCUGUCUGUCCGACAGACCCAGCCCGGACGCUCUGCCCAAUGGAGAGGAGGAGGAGGAGCUGGAGCUACCGGAGGACGAGGAGGCCUGGGGAACCGAGGACAAGGUCACUGCAGAGGCCCUCGAGAAGCCGCGCUGCCAGAUGGAGGCAGAGUUUUCACGGAACAGUCUAUCAGAAGCUACAGGGGGACAUGAGUGCCCCUUCUCCGAGGAGGAAGUGGGAUGCUCCGCCGUUCCCAUGGCAGCAAAAUCAUCGUCACAACUACAACAUGCACUAGCAGCUGCAGACACAACAGCUGCGUCCACAGCGAGUCCACUGGCAGAGAAGAACACAAAGACACCCAACCAGGCCAAACAGGACAAGUAGAACCGUAGAACCGUCUCCACAGCAACCUGGCAUGCAUCCUGAGUGGCACCCUAUUCCCUAGCUAUGAAGUGUACUCCUUUUGAUCAGAGUAGUGCACUAUAUAGGGAAUAGGGUGCCACUUGGAAUGCAAACCUGACGUUCAAUAAGUAACUUAGACAGACAGACAGAUGACAGACAGAUGACAGACAGAUGACAGACAGAUGACAGACAGAUGACAGACAAUGACUGACCAUCCUUUUGACAGACAGACUUACGGCUGAAUUCAAUCUGUAUCACAGAGGUAUCGCAGAAGAUCUGCAUUAAAAUGCAAAUUCAUUGGUGUAAAAUACUACUUAAGAGUUUUUGGGGUAUCUGUACUGUACUUUACUAUAUAUAUUUUUGACAACUUUUACUUUUACUCCACUACAUUCCUAAAGAAAAUCAUGUACUUUUUACUCCAUAUAUUUUCCCUGACACCUAGAAGUACUCGUUACGUUUUGAAUUGCUUAGCAGGAAAGGAAAAUGGUCCGAUUUACACACUUAUCAAGAAAACAUCCCUGGUCAUCUCUACUGCCUCUGAUCUGGUGGACUCACUAAACAGAGAACAUCCCUGGUCAUCACUACUGCCU